AUGAUUAAGAGAAUUGUAUACUCACUUACAUCGUCACUCAUGUUCAGAAUAUUUGGAAUUUUGCUGAUUUUUGUGGAUCUGUCCCUCAUCAUUAUAGACCUACUUGUCACUGAGAGCACGAUGUUCAUUCCUUUGGAGUAUCGUUCAAUUUCUUUAGCUAUUGCUUUAUUUUUUUUCGUGGAUGUUCUUCUUCGAGUAUAUGUAGAAGGGAUACAACAAUACUUUUCUGAUAUACUUAACUACUUAGAUGCUGUCAUUAUUGUAGUGACUCUACUGGUUGAUAUGAUUUAUAUGUUUUAUGACUUUACGUCUCUUCAAACUAUCCCCAGAUUGACAAUUUUAUUUCGACCUCUACGACUUAUCAUUCUGAUAAGAGUUUUUCAUCUGGCUCAUCAAAAGAGACAUCUUGAAAAGCUGGCCAGAAGGAUGGUUUCAGGAAACAAACGGCGAUACAAGAAGGAUGGAUUUGACUUAGACCUCACUUAUGUUACUGAGCGUAUUAUUGCUAUGUCAUUCCCAUCUUCAGGAAAGAAGUCUUUCUAUAGGAAUCCCAUUAAGGAAGUUGCACGGUUCCUAGAUACCAAACAUCAAGACCACUAUCAAGUCUACAAUCUAUGCAGUGAAGGAGCUUAUGAUCCUAAGUACUUCCAUUAUAGGGUCCAGCGAAUCAUGAUCGAUGAUCACAACGUCCCCACUCUAAGUGAGAUGGUGGCAUUCACCAAGGAAGUAGAUAAGUGGAUGGCUCAAGAUGACGAAAACAUCGUAGUGAUUCACUGUAAGGGAGGCAAAGGAAGAACUGGAACUAUGAUUUGUGCCUACCUUAUUGCCAGUGAAAUAUUUAUAACUGCAGAGGAGAGCCUUUAUUAUUUUGGAGAACGGCGAACAGAUAAAAGCACCAGCACUAAAUUUCAGGGAGUUGAAACUCCUUCUCAGAAUAGAUAUGUUGGAUAUUUUGCAGAUGUGAAAAAUAUCUACAACAUGACUCUCCCUCCAAGAAAAACACUCAAGAUAAAAAAAAUCGUUAUUUAUUCAAUUCAUGGUGUUGGAAAAGGCAAUGGAAAUGAUCUAAAAGUACAAAUAAUAAUGCAGCACAAGAUCGUCUUUUUCUGUUCUGCUUCCAAAAACUGUUGGAUUCUUCAUGAUGUUGAAGCAGACAGCGUAAUAAUUCAUCUAUCCAACUGCCCACCUCUGUAUGAUGAUGUGAAAGUGCAGUUUCUCUCUUCUUCGGUGAGUAAUCAAGAAACAACCUACGCCAGUGUUCUCGUCUGGUCUUUUGAACGAUUCUGA
This is a messenger RNA of Leptonychotes weddellii (Weddell seal), 1287 nucleotides long. NCBI's taxonomy places the organism in Eukaryota, Metazoa, Chordata, Mammalia, Carnivora, Phocidae. The record is from RefSeq and is a predicted model, not a curated record.